Molecule: messenger RNA, 630 nt
Organism: Rotaria sp. Silwood2
Lineage: Eukaryota; Metazoa; Rotifera; Eurotatoria; Philodinida; Philodinidae
Source: the annotation of a GenBank genome assembly
AUGUUAAUGAAAGUUAAUGAAAAACUUUUACUUGUAUUUAAUAAUAUAUUUGUUCGUGAAUAUAUUGAUCAGAUACAUCAAGGAAUUUAUAAGAAUUCUAAUAAAGACAAUUUACCGUCGUAUCAAAAAAUAACUGAAGAAAAAUUUCUUCGUAUUGUUGAUUUAAUGGGAAAGAUUAGAGUGACUAAAGAAAUUUUAGAUCAAUUGUCGGAUGCUUCACUAUCAGUAUGGGAUACAAUAUUAUAUGAAAUUGAAUUUACAGAAAUCUUUAAUAGAGAAAUGAAUAAAUGUGGUAUUGAAAUUAGAAAUGAUGAUAGUGAAAAAGCAAUUUUAUUUUUAAAUCGUAUUCGAGUUCAAGUAGGUAUUGAAAAUUUUCGAAAUAUUAUAGACAAAAUAAUUAGAUCAAAAACUAAAAAUAUUAAAAAUUUAAAUUUAUUAUUAGAAUCUAUUUAUUAUCGAAAGAUAACUUUUAAAGAAGCUAAUGAAAUUGUUUUGAAAAAAGAUUAUAAAGAUUGGCAUAAAAUAAUCUUAGAAAAAAUGUUAUUGCAUUUUAAAAUUGAUAAUAAAUCUGAUCGUUCAGCAAAACAAAUUAUUGAUCAAAUGAUAAUGCACCAAAAAAAAACGAACUAA